AAAAAAUGCUUGGAAAUUGGAAUAACGUUUUGUGAAAAUAAAAAUCAGUAAACGCACAAAGCCACUAAGGUUUAGGGCACUCAACUCAAGUGGAGUGAAGUGGCGACAAACACCGCACUCCAACGGCACUGAGCCAGGACCACACCGGUGGUUUGUUACUUAACUGAAAAUCACCAUCAUUUCACUCUUCUCCUUCUAUAACCCUUUCAUUCCAACGUCCUUAAAACUAUGGUUAAAUUGAGUUUGUUUUCUUCGAUAUUUCGAUGGUUCUAUAAGGCUACAUCUAUUUUUGUGGUUUGCUGAUUCGUUGCGUUGUUAUGCAAUAUGGAAUCCCAAUUAAUUGAUGGUAAUGAUGAGAUGGAAGUUUCUGGGGAUGUGGGUUUGAGUACGUGUGAAGUUCAGAUGCAUCAAGAAACAUAUGAAGCUGGGUUGCAAUUUCGGCGGAUCACACUGGAUUGCCGUGGAAGAUUGAGACUCGGGUGCAGUGCAGUGCUUUUUGUGAGUCUGUUUGGAUGUUUUUCUGUGGAUCCAAAUGAGGGGUGUAGAGUACUAGAGAGUUCUUCUUGGGGAGAGUUGGGUAUCUGUGAAGAUCAUGCUAUUCAGGAACCAUAUGAAGGCAUGGAAUUUGAAUCUGAAGAUGCUGCUAAGCUAUUCUAUGAUGAAUAUGCCCGGCGAUUAGGAUUUGUCAUGCGUGUGAUGUCUUGUCGACGCUCAGAAAGGGAUGGUAGGAUUCUUGCCCGCAGACUUGGAUGUAAUAAAGAGGGUUAUUGUGUCAGCAUCCGAGGUAAAUUUGCGUCAGUUCGUAAACCUAGGGCAAGCACAAGGGAAGGUUGUAAGGCAAUGAUUCAUAUCAAAUAUGAUAAGUCUGGAAAAUGGGUGAUAACAAAGUUUGUGAAGGAUCAUAAUCAUCCAUUAGUAGUCUCUCCACGUGAAGCACGCCAAACAAUGGAUGAGAAGGAUAAGAAAAUUCAGGAAUUAACAGCAGAGCUUCGGCUUAAAAAACGGUUGUGUGCAACAUAUCAAGAACAGUUGACUUCUUUUAUGAAAAUUGUUGAAGAGCACAAUGAGAAGCUAUCUGCCAAAAUUCAUCAUGUAGUUAAUAAUCUUAAAGAAUUUGAAUCCAUAGAAGAGCUUUUGCACCAGACAUAACCAUGCAUCAUGUCACGGUGUGACCACUAAAAUGUGUCGUGUUCAAAGAAUGAUCCUUUAAUCCUUCAUGAAUUGCAUUCCCUGAUUCAGUGAAUACUUUGGUAAGGCUAACCUAUUUUUUUGGUGAACCGAUAAUGCUAGCUUUGCAACCAAGAGAAGGCCACCAUAUAUAUAUAUAUAUAUAUAUAUAUAUAUAUAUAUAUAAACUGUGAAGUUAUAUUGCUUGUCAUAGUACUUAAAAGCUAAAAGAGGUUUUGUGACAUUUUGGCCACUGACAAACUAGUUACGUCCCUUUAAGCCUCAGGGUACAAUGUAAUCUUGUAUCAUUUUUGUACUCCCCUAAUUUUACAGAAGAAAAUGUAAACAACAAUGAUAUUGUGACUUGCUUAGUUUGAAACUACUGUCAGCUAAAUAUUACUAUUUGUUAUUACCAGAUUCAGAAGUGUUCUCCUGAUCAAUCUUCACUAACAAUUUGAUCUCCUACUUGGUAUGCUGAACUCCUCUAGGCGGUGGGGUGGUACCGAGAGCUUCUUCCGCACUCAUUCUGUUUACAGGAUUUUGUUGAAGUACACCAUGCAAAAAAUAUUUUGCCUCAUCGCUUAGCCGUGGCAUCCCAGUAAAGUCCAGUGAGCCAUAUGUGAUCACAUCAAAGAUGUUACUUCCAAAAUAUUUCAAGAAGGGAUGUUGUCCACUAAAUAGGAGAUAAAUAAUAAUGCUUAUGCUCCAAAAGUCUGAAGCAUAGCUCGACUUCCCACUCAAAACCUAAUUUAGUAAAGUGUACCAACAUACAAUGAAGAUCCUCUCCCGUUUCUAAGAACUGGGAUAAUCCAAAAUCAGAAGCUUUUAAUGUUGAAUUUUUGCUAGAUGAUCGAAACAAAAAAUUCUUAGGUUUAAAAUCUCUAUGAACCGCAUGGUGUGAAUGACACUGAAGUGAUGUUUAGCAUUUGUCUCACAAUUGGAAUUACUUCCCUCUUCAGCAUACCGCUGAUGCUUCUUGGUGAGUGUGCGCUCCAAAAGGUUGUCUCCCCUACAUAGUUCCAUAACAAUGUAGACAUUGUAAUUAUCUCCAUAAGCACUUUGAAAUUGGACCACAUUUUAGAGGCCCUGGCCAAUCAACGACUUCAUAAUUCAAAGUUGCUGAUUUUGGAUUAUCCCUCUUAAAAAUGGAAGAGGAUCUUCAUGAUAGUGUUGAUACACUUUACUACAUUGCGCCUGGGGUUGAGUGGGAACUCAAUUUAUGAAGUGGACAACACCCCUUCUUGAAAUAUUAUGGCAGUAGACCACAUAUGGCUAAACUAUGAGGCAAAAAAGAUUUUUUUGCAAGGUGUACUUCAACAAAAUCCUGCGAACAAAAUGAGUGCAGAUUAACUCUCGGUACUGCCCGGAGGAUGAGAUCAGAUGCUGGUGGAGCGGUCUAGAGAACACUUCAGAAUCCGGUGAAAACACUAUUGUUUAUAGGACAAAUGUGUUGGAAUGUUUUAUCAAGCGAGAAACUACUCUAUAAUGUAAUCCAUCCUAACUUUUUCUUUGUAUAUAUUUGUCAAUACUUUAGUAAAAAUUUAAAACGUCAUAAAUCUUA
Messenger RNA from Glycine soja, 2728 nucleotides. Its product is annotated as protein FAR1-RELATED SEQUENCE 5-like. The transcript is spliced from 6 exons. Bases 325 to 1149 code for a protein of 274 amino acids. Lineage: Eukaryota; Viridiplantae; Streptophyta; Magnoliopsida; Fabales; Fabaceae. The record is from RefSeq and is a predicted model, not a curated record.